Molecule: messenger RNA, 8083 nt
Organism: Nerophis ophidion (straightnose pipefish)
Lineage: Eukaryota; Metazoa; Chordata; Actinopteri; Syngnathiformes; Syngnathidae
Gene: nr2f6a
Product: nuclear receptor subfamily 2, group F, member 6a
Exons: 6
Coding region: 930-2147 (405 amino acids)
Biological process (GO): cell differentiation; anatomical structure development; negative regulation of transcription by RNA polymerase II
Molecular function (GO): RNA polymerase II cis-regulatory region sequence-specific DNA binding; nuclear receptor activity; zinc ion binding
Source: RefSeq, a predicted model, not a curated record
CCUCUGCACACACUCCAGCCACCCCUCUCCCAUCUCUCUCUGGCUUGCUUUGCUCUAGCUCUCUCUCUCUAACACACAAAUAGGUUAGAGGGAAACGGACACACAAAGCGAGAGGAACGGAGACGCGAGGAUUAAAACAAAACAAAACGCAAUCGCCUGGAGAAACCCCCGACUUGUCUGACUCCUAAUUGGAUGUGCGGACGGCGGCGAGGGAGAGACUCGCAGCACCCUUUGCUUCAACCCCCACCUCUUUUUGCCACAGGGGAAGGCUACACACACACACACACACAGACACUCGAUGAAAAGCAGCAGCUAGGCCGCACGUCAUUAGUUCUCGCUGGCCAAGCACCGACAAAAGGAGAAGCCUGGAAACCCGUCAGCUGCGUCUGGGUGCGUUUUCGAGGUCAACCAGGGCCGUCUUUUUGUCCGCGACGAGAAAGGGGAAAGCGGUGUUGAUGUCAAGCGGCGGCGUGGAAUAGCGUCACUCCUGGGGGGUCGAAAUGGUGCCGCCGCCGCCGAGGGGAUUACAGCAGAGCAGGAAAGCCGAGCUCGCUCUUCGGAUGGAGGGAAGGAAGAGGAUUUAAAGCGACGCUUAGUCGGGAGCCGAUAGGACCCUUGUUUGGAUUCAACACCAGCAUCACCUGGAAAAAAAAAAUAAAAAAUUAAUAUUCUGAAGGAGAGGUAGCUUGAAAGUUGCACUACUACCGGGUCAGAGUGGAGUGGGAGGAGCCUGGGCUUGUUUUUUCCUGCCAACCCCCCCUCCUCCGCCCCGCCCCUUUCCAUUACCAUCUGCCCGCUAAGCGCCGGAGCACAUUUUUUUGUUUGUUUGUUUGUUUUUGUUUUUUUUUUAAUUAUCGUCGCUUCCCCCAACAUGCUGUUCAUGUUACCUUGACGCUGCCUUCCUCGGGUGUGUUCGGGGCCAACAAGCGAUGGCCAUGGUGAGCGGCGGCUGGGGCGACCCCAAUGGCGGCACCAACGGCCUGGGGGACAAGAGCUACCUGAAGAGGGAGGACGACGACGGCGGCUCCCCCCAGGCGGGCGGCAGCGACAUGGAGGCCGGGGAGGACGACAAGGCCUGCGUGCUGGACUGCGUGGUGUGCGGGGACAAGUCGAGCGGGAAACAUUACGGCGUGUUCACCUGCGAGGGCUGCAAGAGCUUCUUCAAAAGGAGCGUCCGACGUAACCUCAGCUACACGUGCAGGUCAAACCGGGAGUGUCAGAUUGACCAGCAUCACCGCAACCAAUGCCAAUACUGUCGCCUCAAGAAGUGCUUCCGCGUGGGCAUGCGCAAAGAAGCAGUUCAACGCGGUCGCAUCCCACCUCAGCCUAGCCUCAGCCCCACCCUCACGCCUUUAGGUGGCGCCAGCGGCCUGGGCGGCGGCGAGUUCUACAACAACAACAACAACAACGGCGGCGGUCAGCCGGUGUCGGAGCUCAUCUCCCAGCUGCUGCGAGCCGAGCCGUACCCCAACAGCCGCUACGGGCACCAGUACAACCAGCAGGCGGGGCCCGAUAACGCCAUGGGCAUCGACAACAUCUGCGAGUUGGCGGCACGGCUGCUCUUCAGCACGGUGGAGUGGGCGCGCAACAUCCCCUACUUCCCUGAGCUGCCCGUGUCCGAUCAGGUGGCGCUGCUGAGGCUGAGCUGGAGCGAGCUAUUCAUCCUCAACGCCGCCCAGUCGGCCUUGCCGCUCCACAUGGCGCCCCUGCUGGCGGCGGCGGGCUUCCACUCGUCGCCCAUGUCGGCGGAGCGCGUGGUGUCCUUCAUGGACCAGGUGAGGGUGUUCCAGGACCAGGUGGACAAGCUGACCCGGCUGCAGGUGGACUCGGCCGAGUACAGCUGUCUCAAGGCCAUCGCGCUCUUCUCACCAGACGCCUGCGGUCUGACCGAUCCGGUCCACGUGGAGUCUCUGCAGGAGAAGGCUCAGGUGGCCCUGACCGAGUACGAGAGGAUGCAGUACCCCAGUCAGCCUCAGCGCUUCGGCCGCCUCCUCCUGCGUCUGCCGGCCCUGCGCGCCGUGCCCGCCAGCCUCAUCUCCCAGCUCUUUUUCAUGCGCCUCGUGGGGAAGACCCCCAUCGAGACGCUGAUCCGAGACAUGCAGCUCUCCGGAAGCUCCAUCAGCUGGCCCUACGUGCCGGGGCAGUAGCCCGGGAUCAGUGACGGCCCGGAACGGACCCGCGGGAACCCUCCUGACUCAUCGCUGUCCAUCUGUCUGGUUAUCCAACCAGGGUGCCAGCCGGCUAUCAUAUGUGCUGUAAUGUAACCGCUCAAUGCCCCGCUGUCGCGUCACCCACAAACUGUCUCCACACGGGCUUCUUGAGAAGUCAGACUCACCUAUGAGAACAUGAGGACAUGACCAAGCAGGUGGGCUCACAUGCAUGGUACUGAUGAAGUGAGUGAGCACCUGCAGGGGUUUUGGGGAGAGGACUCGGGCAGGGGGGUCAAAAAGAAACCAAGGAAAAUUCACCAAAGUUCAUCCUCAGAUUGAUGCACAAAAAAGACGAGGACCGAGUGGAUGAAGUCGUGCACAAGGCUCGUAGUCCGGAAGAAAACAGACUAUUACCUCACGAGACAUCAGAAUGCUUUAGUCUGAUAUUUCAACAAAUUCCAACCAGAACCUCUCUAAAUGUUUCCUCACCAGAAACCGCCUUCUUUUCGACAACCGCCUUGCUCCUGGUGAACAUCCGCCGCUUCUUUUCGCAGCAUCCAGGAAGUGCUCGCACGCUUUUUUUUUUACUCGUUUCGUUAUCGCAAAAUGGAAUACAUUCAUUUUGUCCCUCAAAAUUCUACACACAAUACCGCAUGAUGAAAAUCGAGGCUUUAAUUUGAAAAUGUAUUUAAAAAACUAAAAAAAUAUAUCACAAUGACUAUGUAGAAUUUUGAGGACAACAUUGAAUGUAUUCCAUUUUGGAAUAAGACCGAAAUGUAACAAAAUGUAGGGGAAAACAUUGUCCUCAAAAUUCUACACAUAAUACCCCCGUCAUGACGAUGACAUUUUUUUUUUAGUUUAUUUGCAAAUUUAUUCAAAAGAAAAAAAAACAUAUUUUUGCUCAAUACUUAGUUGGUGCAGCAAUUCCAGUCUCAAGUCUUUUGAAUACAAUCUUGGCACACCUAUCUUUGGGCAUGUUAUAUGCACAUGUUUUUUUUAAAAAUCCUUAAUAAAUUUGCAAACAUUAAAAAAAAAAUAACUCACCUGGUCAUUAUAGGGUAUUGUGUGUAGAAUUUUGAGGACAACAUUGAAUGUAUUCCAUUUUGGAGUAAGACGAACGUAACAAAAUUAAGAAAAUGUGUGAGUACUUAUUUUGUCCUCAAAAUUCUACACACAAUACCCCCGUCAUGACGAUGACAUUUUUUUUUUGUUUAUUUACAAAUUUAUUAAAAAGAAAAAAAACAUAUUUUUGCUCAAUACUUAGUUGGUGCAUCUUUGGCCGCAAUUCCAGUCUCAAGACUUUUUUAAUAUGAGCUUGGCACCUAUAUUUGGGCACGUUAUAUGCACGAUUAUAAAAAAAAUCCUUAAUUAAUUAGCAAACAUAAAAAAAAAACGAAUUCACAUGGUCAUUAUAGGGUAUUGUGUGUAGAAUUUUGAGGACAACAUUGAAUGUAUUCCAUUUUGGAGCAAGGCGAACGUAAAAAAGUGAAGAAAAUGUGUGAGUACUUAUUUUGUCCUCAAAAUUCUACACACAAUACCCCCAUCAUUAUGAUGACAUUUUUUUCUUUUAGUUUAUUUGCAAAUUUAUUAAAAAGAAAAAAAAACUUAUUUUUGCUCAAUACUUAGUUGGUGGACCCUUCCAGUCUCAAGUCUUUUUGAAUACGAGCUUGGCACACCUACCUUUGGGCACGUUAUAUGCAUGUUUUUUUUUAAAUCCUUAAUAAAUUUGCAAACAUUAAAACAAUAAUAACUCACCUGGUCAUUAUAGGGUAUUGUGUGUAGAAUUUUGAGGACAACAUUAAAUGUAUUCCAUUUUGGAGUAAGACGAACGUAACAAAAUGAAGAAAAUGUGUGAGUGAGUACUUAUUUUGUCCUCAAAAUUCUACACACAAUACCCCCAUCAUUAUGACGACAUUUUUUUUUUUUAGUUCAUUUGCAAAUUUAUUAAAAAGAAAAAAAACAUAUUUUUGCUCAAUACUUAGUUGGUGCACCUUUGGCCGCAAUUCCAGUCUCAAGUCUUUUUGAACACAAGCUUGGCACACCUAUCUUUGGCCACGUUAUAUGCACAUGUUUUUUUUUUUAAUCCUUAAUAAAUUUGCAAACAUUAAAAAAAAUAAUAACUCACUUGGUCAUCAUAGGGUAUUGUGUGUAGAAUUUUGAGGACAACAUUAAAUGUAUUCCAUUUUGGAGUAAGACGAACGUAACAAAAUGAAGAAAAUGCGUGAGUGAGUACUUAUUUUGUCCUCAAAAUUCUACACAUAAUACCUCCGUCAUGACAAUAACAUUUUUUUUUGUUUAUUUGCAAAUGUAUUAAAAAGAAAAAAAACAUAUUUUUGCUCAAUACUUAGUUGGUGCACCUUUGGCAGCAAUUCCAGUCUCAAGUCUUUUUUAACACAAGCUUGGCACCUAUAUUUGGGCACGUUAUAUGCACAUGUUGUUUUUUAAAAUCCUUAAUAAAUUUGCAAACAUAAAAAAAAAAAAUGAAUUCAUAUGGUCAUUAUAGGGUAUUUUGUGUAGAAUUUUGAGGAACACAUUAAAUGUAUUCCAUUUUGGAGUAAGACGAACGUAACAAAAUGAAGAAAAUGUGUGAGUACUUAUUUUGUCCUCAAAAUUCUACACAUAAUACCCCCAUCAUGAUGAUGAAUAUUUUAAUUUUUUUAGUUUAUUUGCAAAUUUAUUAAAAAUAAUAAAAACAUAUUUACACACAUUUUCACAGCCUUUGCUCAAUACUUAGUUGGUGCACAUUUGGCAGUAAUUCCAGUCUCAAGUCUUUUGAAAUUUGAUGCCACAGGCUUGGCACACCUAUCUUUGGGUACUUUAUAUGCACAUGUGAUUUUUUUUAUCUUAAUACAUUUGCAAACAAAUAAAAAUGUCAUAAUGGGGUAUUGUGUGUAGAAUUUUGAGGACAACAUUGAAUGUAUUCCAUUUUGGAAUGAGACUAACGCAACAAAAUGUAGAAAAUGUGAGUACUUAUUUUAUCCUCAAAAUUCUACACACAAUACCCCCAUCAUGAUGAUGAUGAUGUUUUUAUUUAUUUAUUUGCAACUGUAUUAAAAAAAAACAACAACAUAGAGUGGGGCAAAAAAGUAUUUAGUCAGCCACGGAUUGUGCAAGUUCUCCCACUUAAAAUGAUGACAGAGGUCUGUAAUUUUCAUCAUAGGUACACUUCAACUGUGAGAGACAGAAUGUGGAAAAAAAAUUCACAUUGUAGGAAUUUCAAAGAAAUUAUUUGUAAAUUAUGGUGGAAAAUAAGUAUUUUGUCGACCAUUCAAAGCUCUCACUGAUGGAAGGAGGUUUUGGCUCAAAAUCUCACGAUACAUGGCCCCAUUCAUUCUUUCCUUAACACGGAUCAAUCGUCCUGUCCCCUUAGCAGAAAAACCGCCCCAAAGCAUGAUGUUUCCACCCCCAUGCUUCACAGUAGGUAUGGUGUUCUUGGGAUGCAACUCAGUAUUCUUCUUCCUCCAAACACCACGAGUUGAGUUUAUACCAAAAAGUUAUAUUUUGGUUUCAUCUGACCACAUGACAUUCAUCCACGUGCUCUCUGGCAAACUUCAGACGAGCCUGGACAUGCACUGGCUUAAGCAGGGGGGACACGUCUGGCACUGCAGGAUUUGAUUCCCUGUCAGCGUAACCUUUGUCACUUUGGGCCCAGCUCUCUGCGGGUCAUUCACCAGGUCCCCCCGUGUGGUUCUGGAAUUUUUGCUCACCGUUCUCAUGAUCAUUUUGACCCCACGGGAUGAGAUCUUGUUUGGAGCCUCAGAUCGAGGGAGAUUAUCAGUGGUCUUGUAUGUCUUCCAUUUUCUGAUAAUUGCUCCCACAGUUGAUUUUUUCACACCAAGCUGCUUGCCUAUUGUAGAUUCAAUCUUCCCAGUCUGGUGCAGGUCUACAAUUCUUUUCCUGGUGUCCUUCGACAGCUCUUUGGUCUUGGCCAUAGUGGAGUUUGGAGUCUGACUGUUUGAGGCUGUGGACAGGUGUCUUUUAUACAGAUAACGAGUUCAAACAGGUGCCAUUAAUACAGGUAACGAGUGGAGGACAGAAGAGCUUCUUAAAGAGGUCUGUGAGAGCCAGAGAUCUUCCUUGUUUGAAGUGACCAAAUACUUAUUUUCCACCAUAAUUUACAAAUAAAUUCUUUAAAAUUCCUACAAUGUGAAUUCCUGGAUUUUUUUUUUCACAUUCUGUCUCUCACAGUUGAAGUGUACCUAUGAUGAAAAUUACAGACCUCUGUCAUCAUUUGAAGUGGGAGAACUUGCACAAUCGCUGGCUGACUAAAUACUUUUUUGCCCCACUGUAUGUUGUUGUUGUUGUUGUUUUUUUAAUAAAGUUGCAAGUAAUAAAAAAAAAAACAUCAUCAUGAUGGGGGUAUUGUGUGUAGAAUGUUGAGGAUAAAAUAAGUACUCAUGUUUUCUACAUUUUGUUGGAAUCAGACUAAUGUUACAAAAUGUAUAAAAUGUGAGUACUUUUUUUGUCCUCAAAAUUCUACACACAAUACCCCCAUUAGUUUGCAAAUGUAUUGAAAAAUAAACAUUUACACAUGUUUUCACAGCCUUCGCUCAAUAUUUGGUGCACUUUUGGCGACAAUUCCAGUCACAAUUAUUUUUAAAUACAAACUUGGCACACCUAUCUUUGGCCACUUUAUGCAUGUGUGAUUUUUUUUUAAAUCCUUAGUAAAUUUGCAAAGAGUAAACAAAAAAAUAUAUGGUCAUUAUGGGGUAUUGUGUGUAGAAUUUUGAGGACAACAUAGUCUUAUUCCAAAAUGGAAUACAUUCAAACCUAAAAAUGUAGAAAAUUUCUCCUCAAAAUUCUACACAUGAAAAUCGUGAUGAUUUUUUUUUUUUGGGGUUAAAAAUAAAAUAAUUCACAUGGUCAUUAUGGGGUAUUGUGUGUAGAAUUUUGAGGACAACAUAGUCUUAUUCCAAAAUGGAAUACAUUCAAACGUAAAAAUGUAGAAAAUUUGUCCUCAAAAUUCUACACAUGAAAAUCGUGAUUUUUUUUUUUUUGUUAAAAAUAAAAUAAUUCACAUGGUCAUUAUGGGGUAUUGUGUGUAGAAUUUUGAGGACAACAUAGUCUUAUUCCAGAAUGGAAUACAUUCAAACGUAAAAAUGUAGAAAAUUUGUCCUCAAAAUUCUACACACAAUAUCCCUAUCAUGAUGACGAUUUUUUUUUUUUUUAGUUAAAAAUAAAAUAAUUCACAUGGUCACUAUGGGGUAUUGUGUGUAGAAUUUUGAGGACAACAUUGAAUGUAUUCCAUUUUGGAAUAAUAAAAUGCGCAAAAGGUGUGAGUACUUUCCGGAUGCGCGUUGGAAAGUCGGGAUGGAAAAAAACAACAACAAAAAACGAGUUUCUACCUAACACUAAAGAAUUCACUUCGAGCGAGGAUCCUUUUGUGUAAAUAUCCACUUUUCUUUGCAUGGAUUGAGUUUUUGGAUCGUCCCUGAGUUGUUUCACUCCUUUUUAACGGAACUAAAGGUUCCCGUUUCAAUGUUGCAAGUGUUGCUUUCUGUGAGUUGCUCGACGUGUUUACGUGAAACCACCUUUUGGCUGGCGACUUUCCUUUGGGACGAUGAACCGCACAAGGAGGGAUAUUUCUAACCAAAACGCCACAAAAGACGGUCCGUGAUCCGGCGCCAGGAUUUACCUCCCGCUCCUUAUUUCUGUUAAAUUAUAAAACCGCCCACGCAAAUUCCAGCCUGAUUAUUUCCUUCUUGCUUUAUUCGAAACUGAACAUUCUUUUAGUCAUGACGCAUUUAAGUUUAGACGCACAGUCCCGCUUCUCCUUUUUGUGUUCCUACCUUUCUGGUUUUGUACGUGUAUGACAAGGUGAUUAAAAGAAUCUCAAGAGAAUUGUCUUUUGUUACGUUUGUCGGAUCCGACGGUGUGAUGACAUGCAGCUGUAUGACCAAAUGCCAAAUAAACACUGCGACAUGCACCACGAA